Nicotiana attenuata is the source of this 984-nucleotide messenger RNA. Its product is annotated as ras-related protein RabX-like. Bases 1 to 984 code for a protein of 327 amino acids. The transcript is spliced from 7 exons. The record is from RefSeq and is a predicted model, not a curated record. Lineage: Eukaryota; Viridiplantae; Streptophyta; Magnoliopsida; Solanales; Solanaceae.
AUGCUUGUUACUGCACCAGCUCUUCAGGAGACCCUUGCCCAGUGUCUGAGCAUAUUUGGGACUUUAGCUCAGCCGGUAGCCCCAGUCCAGCUCGAGGUUAGGGCAGCAAUUUCUGAGAAGGAACAAUGCAGGCUCGAGAGGUACAGGAAGUGCCACCCUGCUACUUUCAGUGGCUUGGCAUCAGAGGAUGCCAAGGGUUUUAUUGAGGAGUGCCACCGUAUCCUCUGUACUAUGGGUGUAGCAAUGUCUAGUGGGGUUUCUUUCACUGUGUUCCAGCUUAGGGGAGCGGCUUAUCUGUGGUGGCGUGCAUAUGAGUUGGCACUUCUAGCCGCCAGUGGUAUACCGGUCACUCCUAGGCCUCAGGCUCCCUAUCAUGCACUGCCAGUGUCUAGUGCACCUCCUGCACGGGGUGCUUUUAGCGGAGGCUCACAGUUUGCGGAACUCCAUUCACCCGGGUGCCGCGAAGAUGUAUCAGGAGUUGAGCUGGCUCGAGUUUAUAUCCGCGAGAUUGUCGGGCUUCAUGGCGUGCCAGUAUUCAUCAUCUAUGAUCGGGCUCAGUCCGAUUGGACAAGGAUUUCUCUUAUAUUGAGGAGCCGAUGGCCAUCUUUACAGGCAGAGUACUACAAUGGUGACAGUACUAACAACAACAACAACAACAACAACAAUAACAAGAAGUACUACAAUGGUGGUAGUACUAAAAAUAACAACAAUGAGGGGUACUUCAAUGGUGGCAAUACUAACGACAACAAUAACAAUAACAACAAGAAGUACUUCAAUGGUGGUAGUACUAACAAAAAUAACAACUACUACUACAACGAUAACGAGGAGUAUCACAAUGGGGGUAGCACUUACUACAACAAUAACAACAAUAAGGAGUACCACAAUGGUGGUAGUACUAAUAACAACAACAUCAACAAUGAAUGGUACUUUAAUGGUGAUAGUACUAACAAGAAUAACUACAAGAAGUAUCACAGUGGGGGGUAG